This is a messenger RNA of Saccharomycopsis crataegensis, 414 nucleotides long. RefSeq names its product Aps2p (gene APS2). The record is from RefSeq and is a predicted model, not a curated record. The coding region runs from base 1 to 414 and encodes 137 amino acids. NCBI's taxonomy places the organism in Eukaryota, Fungi, Ascomycota, Saccharomycetes, Ascoideales, Saccharomycopsidaceae. Gene Ontology annotation, cellular component: intracellular membrane-bounded organelle. The transcript has a single exon. Gene Ontology annotation, biological process: vesicle-mediated transport; protein transport.
AUGAAUAGGCAGGGUAAAGCCCGAGUAUCGCGAUGGUUUUCAAGUUAUUCCGAUAGUGAGAAACUAAAGUUAAAAUCACAGGUUCACAAAUUAGUCUCUUCAAGAGAUCACAAACAUCAAUCAAACUUUGUAGAGUUCAAUGACAAUAGCAAAUUGGUCUACAAAAGAUUUGCGGGUUUAUUCAUAGUAUUUAGUGUCGAUCUAAGUGAUAACGAUUUAAUUUAUUUGGAAUCUAUUCAGCUAUUUGUGGAAGUGCUUGAUCUAUAUUUUGGUAACGUGUGCGAAUUGGACAUAGUAUUUAAUUUCUACAAAGUUUAUUCAAUAGUGGAUGAGAUGUAUCUGGGAGGUGAGAUAGAAGAGACAUCACGGAAUGUGAUAUUAGAAAGGGUGAGGUGUUGCGAGAAGUUUGAUUAA